This is a messenger RNA of Penicillium bovifimosum, 1425 nucleotides long. Its product is annotated as CCCH zinc finger protein. Gene Ontology annotation, molecular function: metal ion binding. Bases 1 to 1425 code for a protein of 474 amino acids. The transcript is spliced from 4 exons. The record is from RefSeq and is a predicted model, not a curated record. NCBI's taxonomy places the organism in Eukaryota, Fungi, Ascomycota, Eurotiomycetes, Eurotiales, Aspergillaceae.
AUGUCGACUCAAGCUUAUUUAGAACGCUAUCGCCAGUUAAGCGCUUUGGACCAACAGAAGAAUGAUCUUAUUGAGGAACUCCUUCAACGGGUGACCGCUCUAGAAACUUCCUUUCAACAAGAGAAACUCGACCAUGAACGGGAGACCCGGUUCAAUCGUGAUAUCCAGGUGCAUGAGAUGGAGUUGAUGGAGCAGAUAUCAGCAGUCAAGCAUAUGAUGGACCGAGAACCAUUCGUCGUUUUACUUUUAGAUGGCGAAGGCAUUAUAUUCAAGGACGAGUUUCUGCAACUGGGAGAACAGGGCGGACACAAUGCGGCCAAACAACUCUGGAAAUCCCUUCAGGGCUACGUGACGACAAACCUUGCCACAAUCACGGAGCCGAAGAUAAUGACGAAGAUUUACCUUAAUGUGAAGGGACUCAUUGAGACCUACGUUCGGGGUGGGAUCAAUUUAGAUGUUUCCACACUCAGUGAUUUUAUUCGGGGAUUCAAUGAGAGCGCAUCAUUCUUCGAGAUUGUGGAUGUUGGAACUGGCAAAAACAAAGCACAUGAUAAAAUCAAGGAGGCAUUCAAGCUCUACUUAUACAACUGUCAUUGCCACCAACUCUUCCUGGGUUGUCCCUCAAAUGAAGAAUAUGCUCGAUCAUUGACAGAACUGGUCUCUGGCGCGAACUAUAAAGGCCGCGUCUCGCUGGUUGAGGGCCUUCCACUCGAACAAGACUUUGAUUACUUCAGGGAGCAGGAAUAUCGAAUCACCCAGUUCCCAGAUGUUUUCCGCACGUCCAAGAUCGCUCCGAUUUCAUUGGCGGCACCGGGCGCACCGGGUGCACCAACUUGGACUGCUCCAUGGAAGAGCGCAAUCCCUUCGCGGACUUUGCUUACGCCUUCGCCAACUCAACAACCUCAGACCCCUGCACCUCUGUCACGAACAUCAACCAGCACCAGUGUGUCAAAUAUGGGUGUACCAUUAGCCCAAAGCGCAAAUAAAGCAGAUCCCUCUGAUUUCCAGGUUGUUCGGUCCAAGGUCCCUGGUGCAACUCCCCCGAAAACUGUGGAACGGAAUAAGUACGGGCAGCGUGUUGAUCGACUCGACUUCAACCGUAUCAAUCCCCAAGAUCUUAACAAGUUGAAAAAACUCAAGCUUUGCAACUAUCACUUCUUGCUUGGCGAGUGCCCUAAUGAAGAGAAUUGUUAUCAUGACCAUGAUCGCAAAUUAUCCCGCCAAGACCUACACAUUCUGUCGGCCAUUGCCCGCAUGACACCGUGUCGAUUCGGUCUAGAUUGCGAUGACGUGGAUUGCAUCUAUGGCCAUCGUUGCCCUCAGAGCGAGCCUGGCAAGAAAGACUGUUAUCGACGUGAAAACUGCCGCUUUGAGCCCGUCGCACAUGGUAUUGAUACAAAUAUCGUCAAAGUGACGAAGAUUUAA